Molecule: messenger RNA, 1818 nt
Organism: Aspergillus saccharolyticus JOP 1030-1
Lineage: Eukaryota; Fungi; Ascomycota; Eurotiomycetes; Eurotiales; Aspergillaceae
Product: BRcat and Rcat domain-containing protein
Exons: 2
Coding region: 106-1605 (499 amino acids)
Biological process (GO): positive regulation of proteasomal ubiquitin-dependent protein catabolic process; protein polyubiquitination; ubiquitin-dependent protein catabolic process
Cellular component (GO): ubiquitin ligase complex; cytoplasm
Molecular function (GO): ubiquitin conjugating enzyme binding; zinc ion binding; ubiquitin protein ligase activity
Source: RefSeq, a predicted model, not a curated record
UUGUAAUGCAACGAUAAGCUCCAUGUCUCAUCAAACAACCGGAAAGUGCUGCUCACUACUUCUCUUCUCAUCUUUCCAAACUAUUCUCUGCUUCACUGAACUACGAUGGCCUGCAUACUAGAUUCAGGGAUUGAUCAACUCACAUUCGAUCUCAUUGUCCAGCUACAACUCCAAGACGCGGACCUUUACUUCGAGUCGUCAAAAGGAAAAUCGCGCGAUCCUACAGAUGAGGAACUGGCUUUCCAACUACAAAAUGAGGAAUGGGGUAAUAUCUCUCAGUAUUUGCAAGAUAGGCGGAUGGCCAUGAGUUUCGCAGCUGCCGUGCAAGCUGAUGGACAUGUUUUGGCCGAGACCCUGGUUGAGGAAGAGAACGCCUCAAAAGAUCGGACUAUUGCUCAUCAAUGGACCGAAGAUGGAUGUGUUAUGCCUUCGAAUGAGCUUGAUUUGGUGCCAGAGGCUUUGGACGACGAGACUCUAGCUAAACUUCAGAUUUUAUACGUUAAUAACAUGGAAGACUACAACACUAUAGGAGACUUGGACACGACAGACUGUGAAAACGAGUGUGCUGAAUCAUCUGCUCAGGCUAUCCGACGAGCUAGUCGCUCUCUACCGCGAGCCCGACGAUGUGUGGCUUGUAGGGAACCAACCGAUUUCGUCAACGUGGUCCGCGCUCCUUGUCGGCACGAGUAUUGUCGGUCCUGUUUAGCGGAUCUUUUCAAAGCUUCAAUGACAGACGAGUCACUAUUUCCUCCGCGAUGCUGCCGACAACCCAUAAAUUUGACCAUCGCUCGCAUAUUUUUGGAUUCUGCUUUAGUGGAUCAAUAUGAGAAAAAGAAGGUUGAAUAUGAAACCCCAAACAGAACGUACUGCUACUCUUCCAAUUGUGGUGCAUUCAUCAACAUGUCCUACAUUGACGGUGAAGCGGCCACUUGCCCUGAUUGCGGGCACACAACUUGUACGAACUGCAAAAGACGAGCACAUACGGGUGACUGUCCCGAUGACACCGCCUUGCAACAACUACUAGUAACGGCGCAGCAAAAUGGGUGGCAACGUUGCUUUUCCUGCUGGCGAAUGGUGGAAUUAGAUCACGGUUGCAAUCAUAUGACCUGUCGCUGCGGUGCUCAAUUCUGUUACAAUUGCGGAUCGGAGUGGAAGAAUUGUCAAUGUGAACAAUGGAACGAGCAUCAUCUCCUAGCACGUGCAUAUCAAAUAAUCGAUCGAGAAGCAGAUCAACCGGCCACUGUAGCCGUUCCGCAAGACAUCGAUGAGGCUAUUCUGGAGGACCAGCUCGUACCAGCGGCCUAUGAGCAGCCUCACUCGCCAACUCAGCAGACGCAACAUGAUGUCGCGAACUCGACAGAUGCGGAGCCGUUUGCAACCCCAGAAGCACUUCCGUCGCCAACUACACGGACAGCACGAGAUACUUUGAUCGCAAGAACCAUUCAGGAGCUCAGAGAUAACCACGAGUGCAGACACAGCAAAUGGAAAUACUUACGUGGACCUCAUCGAUGUGAAGAAUGCUCUCAUCACUUGCGCGAAUAUAUAUUUGAAUGUCGUCAAUGCCGAAUUCAAGCGUGCAAUCGGUGCAGAAGGAACAGACUUUGAUGGUAACCAUGGAAAAUGCUCAAGAUAUACGCCCUAGUUGAACCGCUUUUUAGCCUCAGAACUGGAUGAAAUGGAACAGGGCGGCCAGGGGGCACAGGCUGAUGACUCUUCAAACCAUUCACAUUUCUUUAACAACUCUGCCUUCAUACAACUAAAGCAAUCCUGCAGGAAAGAGAAGAACAAGCUUAAUCAUAGGAAUAUCACCUGCUUCGU